AUGGCGUCUCUUCAAGCUUCCAUCGAGCCCUUCUCGGGGAAGGCCUGGACGUCAUGGAUUCAACGCCUUGGAUUCUACUUUGUGGCGAAUUCCAUCACAGCCGACGAGAAGAGGCGAGCCCUGCUCCUGACUCUGUGCGGGCCGGAGACAUUUGAAACCGUCCGCGCACUGGUCGCACCAAAGAGCCCAGGAGAAGUGCCGUAUGAAGAAAUCGUCCAAACCUUGGCUGCACAUUACGACCCACGCCCAUCUGAGCUGUACUGUCGCUGCAAAUUCCAAAGACGCGACCAACAACCAGGCGAGUCCAUUGCUGUUUACGUUGCCGCUUUACGUAAACUCGCCGCGGAUUGUAACUUCGGCGUUGGGGCAUUGCCCGCCGCUGAGGCGACGGCAACCACGGCCGCCGCAACCACCGCGCUCCCCCUGGAUAUCAUGUUACGCGACCGUUUCGUCUGCGGUAUCCGAAACGAGCUCGUUCAACAGCGUCUGUUCGCCGAGAGGGACCUUACCUUUCAGAAGGCUUUCGACCUCGCCGAGAGAGCGGAAAGCGCUGCCUUGCAGCAAAAGAGCAUCAAGCUCGAAACAGAAAAGUUAGAAGUGCACAAAACAAGCCACAAGAAAGGAGGCGCAAAGGGAGAGCAGCACACUCCACGCAAGGCACACUGCUACAGAUGCGACGGCUCGCACGAUCCGGAUGUCAUCAGCUACGAGGGACCCCCAGUUCACAUUGAGCUAGAUCCAAACGUCCCACCACGCUUUUGCAAGGCGCGACCGGUUCCUCUUGCGCUCAGACCGGCUGUGAAGGAAGAGUUAGAUCGCUUGGAGAAACAGGGCAUUCUGCAACCAGUGCAACACUCGGACUGGGCAACACCCUUGGUGUUGGUUCGGAAAAAGUCCGGAUUGUUAAGACUGUGUGGCGACUAUAGAAGCACAGUAAAUGCAGCGUUCUUGAAAGCGGCAUACCCGCUUCCCACCACUGAGGAGGUGCUGUCGACUCUUAGAGGUGGAAGAAUGUUUUCAACGCUUGAUCUAUUUCAAGCCUAUCAGCAACUUCCGGUCACCGAAAACACAGCAAAAGUACUGACCGUGAACACCAUGAAUGGACUGUACGCGGUCAAGAGACUUCCAUUCGGAAUCUCAGCAGCACCAGCAAUAUUCCAAAAAAUCAUGGAGACAACUCUCGCAGGAAUUCCUGGCACCAGCGUGUACCUCGACGACAUAAUUGUCUGCGGAGAAACGCCAGAGCAACACAACGAACGGCUAGACCAAGUGUUGUCAAGACUGGGUAAUAUCGGCCUGCGCCUACAGAAAGACAAAUGUCGAUUUGGGGACAUGAAUGUGGAAUUCCUAGGACAUCGCAUCGAUGAACAAGACGGCCAGGCUGACAAUCAGCAAGAGGUGCCGACUGCAGGCGCUCCAGAGUGCUGUGCCACGCCAGCGCCACUCCCAUCCGACGACACUUUGCAGGGACCACCACAGCGGCCUCCGAGACGUCGCCGUCCCCCCGACCGUUACCAAGAUCAGUGGUGA
Molecule: messenger RNA, 1530 nt
Organism: Rhipicephalus sanguineus (brown dog tick)
Lineage: Eukaryota; Metazoa; Arthropoda; Arachnida; Ixodida; Ixodidae
Exons: 3
Coding region: 1-1530 (509 amino acids)
Source: RefSeq, a predicted model, not a curated record